This is a messenger RNA of Myotis davidii, 7136 nucleotides long. RefSeq names its product Rap guanine nucleotide exchange factor 2 (gene RAPGEF2). Lineage: Eukaryota; Metazoa; Chordata; Mammalia; Chiroptera; Vespertilionidae. The record is from RefSeq and is a predicted model, not a curated record. Gene Ontology annotation, biological process: positive regulation of ERK1 and ERK2 cascade; small GTPase-mediated signal transduction. Gene Ontology annotation, molecular function: protein binding; guanyl-nucleotide exchange factor activity.
GUUUAGGAAGGGUCAGGUGAAGAUUUUCCAAGGCAGGAGACUUGCCCAUUUCUAAGAAGAGAAUUGAAAAGGAGACAGAGAACACAAUGUUAAUAGUUUAAAAAUCUGGGUGUGUGUUACUCGCUCAGGUAUUUCUGUAGGCUUGAGACUGAUUUCAGAAAAGGCGUGCAAGAAGAUAAGGAUCUGGAAAUAGUGUAUUCCUAUUUACAUGGUAUGGAAGCCUUAUCAAACCUGAGGGAACACCAACUUAGGUUAAUGUGUGAAACUGUGAGAUAUGAAAGACACGAAGCAAAUGAAGUUUUAUACUAUCCUGAUGAUAUUGGGACCUGCUGGUAUAUCCUUCUCUCUGGUUCCGUGUUCAUUAAGGAAUCCAUGUUUCUUCCAAGAAGCAGUUUUGGCAAGCGUUCUGCAGGAAGCUUUAGGCGUGGCUGUGAAUGCAUUGUUUUAGAGCCUUCUGAAAUGAUUGUGGUGGACUAUAUGGAUGAAAAUGAAGAAUAUUUCCAGCGUCAGGCUUCUCAUCGACAGUCUCGGAGGAGAUUUAGAAAAAUUAACCAGAAAGGUGAACGGCAAACAAUUAUUGACACUGUGGAUCCUUAUCCUGUGGGCAAACCGCCGCUGCCUAGAGGCUAUCAUACGGAAUGCACUAAAUCUCAGCUUCCUGCAGAUUUCACAAAACUACACCUUACUGAUAGCCUCCACCCACAGGUGACCCACGUUUCUUCUAGCCACUCAGGAUGUAGUAUCACUAGUGAUUCUGGAAGCAGCAGUCUUUCUGAUAUCUACCAGGCCACAGAAAGUGAGGCUGGUGAUAUGGACCUGAGUGGGCUGCCAGAAACAGCAGUGGAUUCUGAGGACGACGACGAUGAAGAAGACAUUGAGCGGGCCUCGGAUCCUCUGAUGAGCAGGGACAUCGUGCGAGACUGCCUGGAGAAGGACCCCAUUGACCGGACAGACGAUGACAUUGAACAACUCUUGGAAUUUAUGCACCAGUUGCCUGCGUUUGCCAAUAUGACAAUGUCAGUGAGACGAGAGCUCUGUGCUGUGAUGGUAUUUGCAGUGGUGGAAAGAGCUGGGACCAUAGUGUUAAAUGAUGGUGAAGAGCUGGAUUCCUGGUCAGUGAUUCUCAAUGGUUCUGUAGAAGUGACUUACCCAGAUGGCAAAGCAGAAAUAUUAUGUAUGGGAAAUAGUUUUGGUGUCUCUCCCACCAUGGACAAAGAAUACAUGAAAGGAGUAAUGAGAACAAAGGUGGAUGACUGCCAGUUUGUCUGCAUAGCCCAGCAAGAUUAUUGCCGUAUUCUCAACCAAGUAGAGAAGAACAUGCAAAAAGUGGAGGAAGAAGGAGAAAUUGUUAUGGUGAAAGAACACCGAGAGCUUGAUCGAACUGGAACAAGAAAGGGACACAUUGUCAUCAAGGGCACCUCAGAAAGAUUAACAAUGCAUUUGGUGGAAGAGCAUUCGGUGGUGGAUCCAACGUUCAUAGAAGACUUCCUAUUGACCUACAGGACUUUUCUUUCCAGCCCAAUGGAAGUGGGCAAGAAGUUAUUGGAGUGGUUUAAUGACCCGAGCCUCAGGGAUAAGGUUACACGGGUAGUAUUAUUGUGGGUAAAUAAUCACUUCAAUGACUUUGAAGGAGAUCCUGCGAUGACUCGAUUUCUAGAAGAAUUUGAAAAUAAUCUGGAAAGAGAGAAAAUGGGUGGACAUCUAAGGCUGUUAAAUAUUGCAUGUGCAGCUAAAGCAAAAAGGAGACUGAUGACAUUAACAAAACCAUCCCGAGAAGCUCCUCUGCCUUUUAUCUUACUGGGAGGCUCAGAGAAGGGAUUUGGGAUCUUUGUGGACAGUGUCGAUUCAGGCAGCAAAGCAACUGAAGCCGGCUUGAAGCGAGGGGAUCAGAUACUAGAAGUAAAUGGUCAAAACUUUGAAAAUAUUCAGCUGUCCAAAGCCAUGGAAAUUCUUAGAAAUAACACACAUUUAUCUAUCACUGUGAAAACCAAUUUAUUUGUAUUUAAAGAACUUCUGACAAGAUUGUCAGAAGAGAAAAGAAAUGGUGCCCCUCAUCUUCCUAAAAUUGGAGACAUCAAAAAGGCCAGUCGCUACUCCAUUCCAGAUCUUGCUGUAGAUGUGGAACAGGUGAUAGGACUUGAAAAGGUAAAUAAAAAAAGUAAAGCCAAUACCGUUGGAGGAAGGAACAAGCUAAAGAAGAUACUCGACAAGACUCGGAUCAGUAUCUUGCCACAGAAACCAUAUAAUGAUAUUGGGAUUGGUCAGUCUCAAGACGACAGCAUCGUGGGAUUAAGGCAGACGAAGCAUAUCCCAACCGCAUUGCCCGUCAGUGGCACCUUGUCAUCCAGCAACCCUGACUUACUGCAGUCACACCAUCGCAUUUUAGACUUCAGUACUACUCCUGACUUGCCAGAUCAAGUGUUAAGGGUCUUCAAAGCUGAUCAGCAAAGCCGAUACAUCAUGAUCAGUAAGGACACCACGGCGAAGGAAGUGGUCAUUCAGGCCAUCAGGGAGUUUGCUGUGACUGCCACUCCUGAUCAGUAUUCGCUGUGUGAGGUCUCUGUCACCCCUGAGGGAGUCAUCAAACAGAGAAGGCUUCCAGAUCAGCUUUCCAAACUUGCUGAUAGAAUACAGCUGAGUGGAAGAUAUUACUUGAAAAACAACAUGGAAACAGAAACCCUUUGUUCAGAUGAAGAUGCUCAGGAGUUGUUGAGAGAGAGCCAAAUUUCCCUCCUGCAGCUCAGUACUGUGGAAGUUGCCACACAGCUCUCCAUGCGAAAUUUUGAACUCUUCCGCAACAUUGAACCUACUGAAUACAUAGAUGAUUUAUUUAAACUGAAAUCAAAAACCAGCUGUGCCAACCUGAAGAAAUUUGAAGAAGUCAUUAACCAGGAAACAUUUUGGGUAGCGUCUGAAAUUCUGAGAGAGACAAACCAGCUGAAGAGGAUGAAGAUCAUUAAGCAUUUCAUCAAGAUAGCACUCCACUGUAGGGAAUGCAAGAAUUUUAACUCAAUGUUUGCAAUCAUCAGUGGCCUAAACCUGGCACCAGUAGCAAGACUGCGAACCACCUGGGAAAAACUUCCCAAUAAAUAUGAAAAGCUAUUUCAGGAUCUCCAAGACCUGUUCGAUCCUUCCAGAAACAUGGCAAAAUAUCGCAAUGUCCUCAAUAGUCAAAACCUACAACCUCCCAUAAUCCCUCUGUUCCCAGUUAUCAAGAAGGAUCUCACGUUUCUUCAUGAAGGAAAUGACUCAAAAGUCGAUGGACUGGUCAAUUUUGAGAAACUAAGGAUGAUUGCGAAAGAAAUUCGUCAUGUUGGCCGAAUGGCUUCGGUUAACAUGGAUCCUGCCCUCAUGUUCAGGACUCGGAAGAAGAAAUGGAGGAGUCUGGGGUCCCUCAGCCAGGGUAGUGCAAACGCAACGGUGCUAGACGUUGCUCAGACAGGUGGGCAUAAAAAGCGGGUACGUCGUAGUUCCUUUCUCAAUGCCAAAAAGCUUUACGAAGAUGCCCAAAUGGCUCGAAAAGUGAAGCAGUACCUGUCCAAUUUGGAGCUAGAAAUGGAUGAGGAGAGUCUUCAGACGCUAUCCCUGCAGUGUGAGCCAGCAACCAACACAUUGCCUAAGAAUCCUGGUGACAAGAAGCCUGUCAAAACUGAGACCUCCCCAGUGGCUCCGAGGGCAGGAGAGACUCAGCAAGCACAGCCCCAGCCGCAGCCCCAGCAGCCGCAGCCACCACAUAAAGUCAACCAAGGACUGCAGGUCCCCGCCGUGUCCCUUUAUCCUUCCCGGAAGAAAGUGCCGGUCAAGGAUCUCCCACCCUUCGGCAUAAACUCUCCACAAGCUUUAAAGAAAAUCCUUUCUUUGUCUGAAGAAGGAAGUCUGGAACGACACAAGAAACAAGCAGAAGAUACGAUAUCAAAUGCAUCUUCACAGCUUUCUUCUCCCCCUACUUCUCCACAAAGUUCUCCAAGGAAAGGCUAUACUCUGGCUCCCAGUGGUACUGUGGAUAAUUUUUCAGAUUCUGGUCACAGUGAAAUUUCUUCACGAUCCAGUAUUGUCAGCAAUUCCUCCUUUGACUCGGUGCCCGUCUCGCUGCAUGAUGAGAGGCGCCAGAGGCAUUCUGUCAGCAUCGUGGAAACAAACCUAGGCGUGGGCAGGAUGGAGAGGAGGACCAUGAUCGAGCCCGAUCAAUACAGCUUAGGGUCCUACGCACCCAUGUCUGAGGGUCGGGGCUUAUAUGCUACAGCAACAGUAAUUUCUUCCCCAAGCACAGAGGAGCUUUCCCAAGACCAGGGGGAUCGCGCUUCACUGGAUGCAGCCGACAGUGGCCGUGGGAGCUGGACCUCGUGCUCAAGUGGUUCCCAUGAUAAUAUCCAGACCAUCCAGCACCAGCGAAGCUGGGAAACACUUCCAUUCGGGCACACUCACUUCGAUUAUUCAGGGGAUCCUGCAGGUGUCUGGGCCUCAAGCAGCCAUAUGGACCAAAUGAUGUUUUCUGAUCAUAGCACAAAGUAUAACAGGCAAAAUCAAAGCAGAGAGAGCCUUGAACAAGCCCAAUCCCGGGCAAGCUGGGCCUCUUCCACGGGCUACUGGGGAGAGGACUCAGAAGGGGACACAGGCACAAUAAAGCGGAGGGGUGGCAAAGAUGUCUCCAUUGAAGCCGAGAGCAGCAGCAUGCCACCCGUGACCACAGAGGAAACCAAGCCCGUCCCCAUGCCUGCCCACAUAGCUGUGACACCAACUACUGCAAAGGGACUUAUUGCGCGCAAGGAGGGCAGGUAUCGAGAGCCCCCGCCCACUCCUCCAGGCUACAUCGGGAUCCCCAUCACUGACUUCCCAGACGGGCAUUCCCAUCCGACCAGGAAACCUCCAGACUACAACGUGGCGCUUCAGAGAUCUCGGAUGGUCGCCCGCCCCUCCGAGGCAGCGGGGCCCUCGCCCGCCCAGCAGCCACAUGCGCAUCCCGGGGCUGGCAGGCCGGUGAACAAGCCCCAGUGGCAUAAACCCAAUGAGUGCGACCCGCGCCUCGCCCCCUAUCAGUCUCAAGGGUUUUCUGCGGAGGAGGACGAAGAUGAACAAGUAUCUGCUGUUUGAGGCACAGGCUUUUCUGGAUCCAGAGUGAGCCACUGCCAGGAGAGCACAGGAAGACGCCCCAGCAUCAGGGCCCGGGAACUCACAUUCUGAGGAUGGUGGACCAGUUUGCCUCCUUCCCUGCCUUAAAAGCAGCAUGGGGCUUUCUCCCCUUCUUCCUUCCCCUUUGCAUGUGAAAUACUGUGAAGAAAUUGCCCUGGCACUUUUCAGACUUUGUUGCUUGAAAUGCACAGUGCAGCAAUCUUCAAGUCCCCACUGUUGCUGCCUGCCACGUCACACAGUAUCAUUCCACAUUCCAAGAUCAUCACCACAAGAUGAGGCACCCCGGCUGCACUUCUCAAUGCCUGGAAAGGUUGUUUUUAAAUCUUCCUUUUAGAUUUCAAUCCAGUCCUAGCACUUGGUCUCGUUGGGAGAAUGAGAAAAGCUAGCUGUCGAACUUCUCGGGGCCUUUAACCCCCCAAGGAAGACAAAGAAAAACAAUGAAAUCCUUUGAGGACAGUGCUUGUCCACUUGUUUACAAUGUCCUCCUUUUUUUUUUUUUUUAAUGAGUUUAAAGAUUGUGUUCAGAGAGUCAAUGUUAUAUCCAUUUAAUAAUUACAGUAUUAUUUUGAACCUUUAAGUAGGGUUGCCAGCCUGGGUUUCUAAAAAAAGAAAGAAAAAAAAACAAAUAUGCCAGACAGGGUGUGGCCACAGCAAGAAGAAGGGAAGACCUGGCAUGGGACCCUGUCUUCCCGUGUCCUUCAGGCCUCCCCCGUGAAGUGCCCUAUCCUGGAGACGUAUAAACUGUUAGCCAAUCACUCAGAUACCAAGACACCCCUCCACUCCUUCCCCAGUGGGUGGGGGUCUCCUGUCAUACUGUUUGCACAUGGCCAGGGGAGGGAAAUAGGACUCUUGCGUCCUGUGUCUGAGCCUUAUGGAGUGCAGGACAGUGUCGUUUGAGGGUGUGUCCUGCUCCAUUGACAUGGAUGGCAACCUCCCCCCCCCCUUUUUUAAGUUAUGUUUCUUUGAUUUUUGUUUAUUUAGUUUUAGGGAUUUUUUUGUUUGUUUUUCAAGAGAAACGUUUAUAACUGGAUAGCAUUGCAGUGAAAGCAGCUUGGGAUGUUGGAGCUAAUGCCAGCUGUUCGUACUGCUCUUUCAAGACAGCCUCCCUUUACUGAAUUGGCAUUAGGGAAUAAACAAGCCUUGACCGUGAUCAAAGAUCAAAAGAUCCCAAACCUGGUGGGAUAUGCCAGCCUUCGCCAGGGGGGUUAGUCACCGAAGACUAACCUGGAAGUGGCUUAAUGGACACAGGAUGGAUAGAGAAGGCCUAAGUGUAGCAACCACCUGCUCACAGCUGCUAUUAACCCUAUAAUGACUGAAAUGACCCUUCCACUCUAUUUUUGUGUUGUUUUUGCACAGACUCCGGAAAAGUGAAGGCUGCCAAUCCGAGUAGUACUCAAAUGUGAGGAACUGCUGGUCUUGGAUUUUUUUCCAUUAAAUUCAGCUGAUCAUAUUGAUCAGUAGAGAAACGUAAAUAGCUUCAAAUUUUAAAAAGAGUCAAAAUGCAGUGUUUUUUCACUGUAUCAAACAAUGUCAGUGCUUUAUUUAAUAAUUCUCUUGUCUCAUGGCAUUUGUCUACUUGCUUAUAUAUUACAUUGUCAAUUAAGCAUUUGUAAUUUUACAUGUAAUAUGCAUUCUUUGCCAGUUUUAUUAUAUAGGCUAUGGACCUCAUGUGCAUAUAGAAAGACAGAAACCUAACUCUACCACAAGUUGCACAAAUGUUACCUAAGCAUUAAGUAAGCGUAGAACAUAGGACUGCUAAUCUCAGUUCGCUCUGUGAUGUCACGUGCAGAAUGUACAAUUAACUGGUGAUUUCCUCAUACUUUUGAUACUACUUGUACCUGUAUGUCUUUUAGAAAGACAUUGGUGGAGUCUGUAUCCCUUUUGUAUUUUUAAUACAAUAAUUGUACAUAUUGGUUAUAUUUUUGUUGAAGAUGGUAGAAAUGUACUAUGUUUAUGCUUCUACAUCCAGUUUGUAUAAGCUGGAAAAUAAAUAAAUAUAACAUAAA